Molecule: messenger RNA, 1779 nt
Organism: Arachis stenosperma
Lineage: Eukaryota; Viridiplantae; Streptophyta; Magnoliopsida; Fabales; Fabaceae
Product: 2-carboxy-1,4-naphthoquinone phytyltransferase, chloroplastic
Exons: 10
Coding region: 263-1393 (376 amino acids)
Biological process (GO): phylloquinone biosynthetic process
Cellular component (GO): membrane
Molecular function (GO): prenyltransferase activity
Source: RefSeq, a predicted model, not a curated record
GGGUACAACCGUACAAGUUAGGUCGAGGAAGAAAAGUUUUAAGAAAGAAGGAUGGUAGAAUUGUUAAUGCCUGAUUGCAAGCUGGUUACGACUUAUGAGAGUAGAGCCCACACUAAGUAGGCUUACGUGGCAGUUAGUACAUAGAUUCUAAAGAGAUAGGAUUAUGAUUCUUUUACUCACUUGAAACUAGAAAGGGAAGAGCUUCAUCUCAUAGUACUCAGCUCAUUUCUAUCUCUGAAAGAUGAAGAAAAGUUUGAUAUAAAUGGCAGCCACUUGCUAUAACCUCAUCCAUGGCUUUGGUCACAACAAACUCAAUGGCCAACUCCACAUACAGAGAAAGCUUGUUCCUCCCUACAUGCAUACAUAUUCAAAGUCAUUAUUCUUUUUCAGCUGCAACCUGGAUUACAAAAGGAUACAUACAAGGCACUUGUUGCUACACGUGUCUCCUUCUGGGUUUGGAGAGGAACAACUUGAAGAGUCUGUUUCAAGGACAACCUUGAUUUGGAGGGCAAUCAAGUUGCCAAUUUACUCUGUUGCUUUGGUUCCUCUAACUGUAGGCAGUGCAGCAGCUUAUUUGCAGACGGGUAUGUUCUCUGCUAGGACCUAUUUUGUGCUCUUGGCUUCUUCUGUUCUUGUUAUUACCUGGCUUAAUUUAAGCAAUGAUGUUUAUGAUUUUGAUACUGGUGCUGACAAGAACAAAAAGGAAUCUGUUGUAAAUCUAGUUGGCAGCCGGAAUGGAACCUUUGUUGCUGCCUACUUGUGCUUUGCUCUUGGCUUCAUUGGCCUCACUUGGGCUUCUGUUCAAGCACGAAAUACGCCUUCGAUCGUGCUUCUUGCUUGCGCAAUUAUAUGUGGCUAUGUAUAUCAGUGUCCGCCGUUUCGCUUAAGCUACCGAGGGCUGGGAGAGCCCCUGUGCUUUGCUGCAUUUGGUCCUUUUGCUACUACUGCUUUUUAUUUAUUACAAGGCAGUGCAAGUGCCAUGAGCCGUUUGCCCUUAACUGGGACAGUUAUCUCGGUGUCAAUUCUAGUUGGCCUCACAACUUCCAUGAUCUUGUUUUGUAGUCAUUUCCAUCAGAUAGAAGGGGACAUGGAAGUUGGAAAAAUGUCACCAUUGGUUAGACUAGGCACGGCAAGAGGCGCAGAGGUAGUGAAAGUGGCAGUCAUGGCACUCUAUGCUCUUUUGAUUGCUUUCGGUCUGUGCAAGGCGCUUCCCCUAGCCAGUAUUUUCCUUUGUGCCUUGACCUUACCAAUUGGAAACUUGGUAGUGGGAUUUGUGCAAGAAAAUCAUAAGGACAAAAGCAAGAUCUUCAUGGCAAAGUACUUCUGUGUGAGGUUACAUGCUUUGUUUGGAGCAGCUCUGGCUUGUGGGCUGGUAGCGGCUAGAGUGGUUUAACAACAAUUCUAUGCAUGCAAGAGUCUGAAGAUGGAAGCUGUCUCACUAUUUUAUUCUGAUUCUUUGCAUUCUUCUUUUCAAGUGUUUUUCAUUUGCCUCCACUUCUUAUGGCCAAAUAAAUAGUGGAGAAAAUUUAUAUGUUGAGAUACCAAUGUAGUUAGGAGUCUCACUUAGGCUUUUUUGAUAGUUUAACAUUUUUUGGUGUUACAUACAAGGGACAAAUGCCUUUCUUUGUUUUCAAAUCUGAUUGCUCCAUGUCCCUAAUGAUGUAACUGCAUAGUUUGUAGUCCAAGUGAAUCUAUGCACGGUUGAUUCUUCUAUGUUACCUAAGAAACUCUAGAAUGGAAAUCCAAUUUACCACAUGUUCUCUACAAAUAAAAUAUGUG